AUGAGCUUUGAACUUGUGACGUCGUAUAAACGGUCGUUGCUACGUCCGCUCGUUGUGCCUGCCGGCGAUCUUCUACAAGAUUCAACAAAUCUGUAUCUAGACCCACAAUCUUUUCAGUCCCAGUCAUGGCGCGCCUCGACACACAUUUUCUCCGGAACUGAUGACCGCGACGAGUCUACCGCAUGGCCGCCGACUAAUUUCAGAGAUGAUCCAGCAAGGAUUCCCAACGAUGAAGCACACGACAUACCAUACGAUGCGUCGAGCCUCAAAGCCAGAAACGAGGGAAAUUUCAAGUUGUACGCCGACCAAGCAAAGAAUUCGGAGGCUUCAAAGGUGCCGCCACCUAGACUGGUCGCCAAGCGAUACCUUCCAACAGACCAAGCAAAUGAUUCGGAACAAGGCAUCACGCUGCUUAUCUUGACGGGGAUGGGAGCGCCCAAGGAGGCAAGGACCACGACUCUAAAGUUGCUCGAGCGUGCGGUAACUGACUUUCAAGUAGAAGAGGCUUGGGCCGUGGAUAUGCCUCUCAGCGGAGAGACAGCCAAAGUCAACCCCAUCGGCUACCUCUACGCCAACGAGAAAGAUGUUGCUCGAGACCUUCUGCUCUUCAUCACGGCCUACCUCCCGGUAUGCCCUGGACAAACCCUUCCGCAGCAUCUCGAAGCUCGCAGACCAACAUCCCAACCCCGUCAGACCACGCGACAAAACCUCCACGUCGUUGCACACAGCCUCGGCGCUCAAUCUGCCAUCCUUGCAUCCGUUCAUGCCCCAAAAAUAUUCAGCAGUCUGACCGUGAUCGACCCAGCCAUGAUUCCUGCUGGCAAGAUUAACGAUGCCAUGGCCAAGCUUCCCAAAGAGACUCUUUGCCUCGGCCUUUCAGAGCGAUAUCCCGAUCGUGCGUCGGUCGAAAAGGAGCUACGCGCAAACAAGCGCACUCGGUGUUGGGACGAGCGGGUGGUGCGGAUUUUCGCGCAGCAUGGCGUGAUGCCGGACAGGAGCGGCAGAGGGUUCCAGCUGGUUGCUCGCCCACGCCUUGAGUGGGCGCUGUACUACGACAAACAGACGCCUGCCGAAUGCUACGAUCGUUUGACGGACAUCAGCGUUCCUUUACAUGCGAUCAUGCCCGCGAGACCUUUUGCCGUGCCGCCGAAGAUGUUUGAGGCCGAUGUGCGGAAGAUGAAACAGCAAACCGAGGUGCGGUGGUUACAAGGGACAACGCAUCAAAUCGUGUACGAGAAGAUAGAUGCGUGCACAAUGUUUGUGGCAGACUGGUUGAUUAAGCUGACUGGCGAGAAAAGGGCUCGCUUGUGA
Molecule: messenger RNA, 1311 nt
Organism: Neoarthrinium moseri
Lineage: Eukaryota; Fungi; Ascomycota; Sordariomycetes; Amphisphaeriales; Apiosporaceae
Exons: 3
Coding region: 1-1311 (436 amino acids)
Source: RefSeq, a predicted model, not a curated record